Ornithorhynchus anatinus (platypus) is the source of this 2898-nucleotide messenger RNA. It is a transcript of the gene CHRM1, whose product is annotated as cholinergic receptor muscarinic 1. The coding region runs from base 673 to 2148 and encodes 491 amino acids. The record is from RefSeq and is a predicted model, not a curated record. The transcript is spliced from 5 exons. Lineage: Eukaryota; Metazoa; Chordata; Mammalia; Monotremata; Ornithorhynchidae. Gene Ontology annotation, molecular function: G protein-coupled acetylcholine receptor activity; G protein-coupled serotonin receptor activity. Gene Ontology annotation, cellular component: synapse; plasma membrane; dendrite. Gene Ontology annotation, biological process: saliva secretion; chemical synaptic transmission; cognition.
GCUGCCAAGCAGCGAGCAGCGAGCAGCGGGGGCACCGGCCUGCGGGGCACCGGCCUGCGGGGCACCGGGGCUCCGGACACACACCCAAAGGGGACACGGGCCGCCCCGGAGCCACCCCGCCUGAGCCUCGCCGAGGGAGGCCGGGGACGACCCCGGGCAGCCCAGGGCACAGCUUCCCCGGGCAGUCAGGUGUCCUCACCCCUGAAGAUCACCGGAAGCCCCCCGCAGAGGGAGGGGUGCUGGAACUGCCCCUCGGCUCCCCCCACCAUGUUUAAAGGUCUACCAAGCUCUGGGCCCAGGAACCAACUCCUUUUGAACCUCCAGGACUUGCUGACCUAGCUGAACUGCUUUCCAACCAUGGUUUUCAGCCAGAUGGACUGAUCCCAUCGCCUGACAGAUAGCCAUACUUCAAGGAACCUGGUUCUCCAUCUACUUCCGACUCCCUCCUGCCAACGUCUCCGCCUUCCAGAUCUACCCACGGCUCCACUGGGACAGGUGGCGAUGCCCCCGCUCUGAGGCUGCCCGGCGGUCGGCUGGGCCUCUCCUCGCCGAGCCCGGGGCCAACGUCCGGUCUCCCCGUGGCGUCCCCCGUCCCGGCCCCGCCCCACCUGCCCCGGGGGGAAAGGCUCCUCCCACCCCACCGGGCCCGAUGAGGCCCGGACUCUAGCCACCAUGAACAUCUCCGCCUCCCCGCCUGUCGGCCCCAACGGCACCGCUCUCCCCGAGGACGGCAAAGGGCCCUGGCAGGUGGCUCUGAUCGCCCUGACCACCGGCCUGCUGUCCCUGGCCACCGUGACCGGCAACCUCCUGGUGCUGGUGUCCUUCAAGGUGAACGCGGAGCUGAAGACGGUCAACAACUACUUCCUGCUGAGCCUGGCCUGCGCCGACCUGAUCAUCGGCGCCGUGUCCAUGAACCUGUACACCACUUACGUGAUCAUGGGCCGUUGGGCCCUGGGCACGCUGGCCUGCGACCUCUGGCUGGCCCUGGACUACGUGGCCAGCAACGCCUCCGUCAUGAACCUGCUGCUCAUCAGCUUCGACCGCUACUUCUCCGUGACCCGGCCCCUGAGCUACCGGGCCAAGCGGACGCCGCGCCGGGCGGCCCUGAUGAUCGGCCUGGCCUGGCUGGUGUCCUUCGUCCUCUGGGCCCCGGCCAUCCUCUUCUGGCAGUACCUGGUCGGGGAGCGGACGGUGAAGCCGGGGGACUGCUACAUCCAGUUCCUGUCGGAGCCCGUCAUCACCUUCGGCACCGCCAUGGCGGCCUUCUACCUGCCCGUCACCGUCAUGUGUGCCCUCUAUUGGCGCAUCUACCGGGAGACGGAGAACCGGGCCCGGGAGCUGGCCGCCCUCCAGGGCUCGGAGACCGCGGGCAAGGGCGGGGGGAGCAGCAGCAGCUCCGAGCGGUCCCAGCCGGCGCCGGCGGCCCAGGCCGGCCCCGAGCCCCGGCCCGGGCCCCGCUGCCGUCGCUGCUGCUGCUGCUGCUGCGGGGGUGGCGGGGCUGGGGGCGCCGGGGGAGCUGGGGGGAGUGGUGGCGGCAGCUGCUGGGGCCCCGUGGCCCUGCCCUCCUACAGCUGGAAGGAGGAGGAGGAGGAGGAGGACGACGACGAGGACGACGGCUCCCCGGAGUCCCUGACCUCCUCCGAGGGCGAGGAGCCGGGCUUGCCGGUGGCCAUCAAGAUGCCCAUGGUGGGCUCGGCCCCCCAGCCCCCCGCCUCGUGUCCGCCUCCCCGGAGCCCCCCCCAGACCGCCAAGCGCCCCCCCAGGAAGGGGCGGGCCCCCAAGGCGCCCAAGAGGAAAGGGAAGGGGCAGCUGACCAAGCGGAAAACCUUCUCGCUCGUCAAAGAGAAGAAGGCAGCCAAGACCCUGAGCGCCAUCCUGCUGGCCUUCAUCCUCACCUGGACCCCCUACAACAUCAUGGUGCUCGUGUCCACCUUCUGCAAGAACUGCGUCCCCAACCGGCUCUGGGAGCUGGGCUACUGGCUCUGCUACGUCAACAGCACCGUCAACCCCAUGUGCUACGCGCUCUGCAACAAGGCCUUCCGCGACACCUUCCGCCUGCUGCUGCUCUGCCGCUGGGACAAGAGGCGCUGGAGGAAAAUCCCCAAGCGGCCCGGCUCCCUCCACCGCGCCCCGUCCCGGCAGUGCUGAGACGCCUUUGCGGCUCUCUCGGCCCGAGAGUCCGGGGAGACCGAGCUCGGCGAGAGUCCCCCAGCCCCUUCUCAGGUUCCCUUCCGCGAGGGGCUGGAGGCCGUCUGACUGCUGCCGGGACAGCCGCCUCCGGCCCAUUACGCUUAACCGCUCCUGGGAAGGGAGAAGACGAGGGAAACUGGUUUUUCUGCUCCCUGCUUGGAAGGAAUGGGCCAGGAACCAGGCAGAAGUCCCUGGAGAGGACCUGAGCUUUGGGACGGUUGUUUUUGGUUGGCGAAGACUGAGCGGUAAGGGCGGGAGGCGGGAUGGCCGGCAGACGCGAUUGAACGUUGAAGUCAUCCUUGGCCCAGAGUCGGGAUGGACAUUUCGAGGGUAGUGUGGGUAAGGGUGCCCUCGGGUGCCCAGGGAGAGAGCUCCGGGGGGUCAGGGAGAGAAAAUGAACCUGCUCACUCUGGGGAAGGAGGACGGCUGAACCUCUCAGAGAGAGGAGCCGGGGCCCCUGAAAUAAAACCCUGGCUUGAGGGACGAAAAACAGAUGAGGAGGAGGAGGGUGACGAUGAGGACGGGAAAGAGAAGGAACAGAGGAGACAGGGCAAGACUUCAAUCCGCCCAACCAAUCGAGAGGAUUUAUUAAGUGUUGUGAACAGAGCGCUGAACAAAACCCAUCCGUCAACCGAUGGGAUUUAUUGAGUGCUUAUUCUGUGCAGAGCGCUGUACUUAAGCACUUGGGAAGGUACAAUACGACAGAAU